GGUUCUGCUGUCAGUCAGACACAAGAGGCGGGGCAGAGAGGGAGGAGCGGAGAGGCCGGGGCUUGUUGUCAUCCCAAGAUGGAGUUUCUGUUGGGGAACCCCUUCAGCACCCCAGUGGGGCAGAACCUGGAAAAGGCCACGGAUGGCUCCCUCCAGAGUGAAGACUGGACCUUGAACAUGGAAAUAUGUGACAUCAUCAAUGAGACAGAAGAAGGCCCGAAGGAUGCCAUCCGAGCGCUUAAGAAAAGGCUGAAUGGAAACAAAAACUACAGAGAAGUGAUGCUAGCUUUAACGGUCCUGGAGACCUGCGUGAAGAACUGCGGCCACCGCUUCCACGUCCUCGUCGCCAGCCGCGACUUCAUUGAUGGAGUCCUUGUCAAAAUCAUCUCCCCCAAGAACAACCCUCCGACCAUCGUCCAGGACAAAGUGCUCGCGCUCAUUCAGGCUUGGGCCGACGCGUUCAGGAGCAGCCCCGACUUAACCGGAGUCGUUCACAUCUACGAAGAGCUCAAAAGGAAAGGAGUGGAGUUUCCCAUGGCAGAUCUCGACGCUUUGUCCCCCAUCCACACACCGCAGAGAAGCGUUCCCGAGGUUGACCCAGCCACCAACAUGAACCGGUCCCAAUCCCAUCAGAGGGUGGGCUCUGGUUCCUUCUCUCCCUCCCCGACCGCUUUCUCGGCGCCACAGGCUCCGGCUUUGAACAUCGCCAGCCCAAUCACUGCAAACACAGAGCAGGAGAUCGCACGGCUCCGCAGCGAGCUGGACGUGGUGCGUGGGAACGCGAAAGUCAUGUCAGAGAUGCUCACAGAAAUGGUCCCCGGGCAGGAGGACUCGUCGGACCUUGAACUGCUGCAGGAGCUGAACCGGACUUGCCGAGCCAUGCAACAGCGGAUUGUGGAACUGAUCUCCCGCGUGUCCAAUGAGGAAGUCACAGAAGAGCUACUCCACGUAAACGAUGACUUGAACAACGUCUUCCUUCGAUAUGAGAGGUUUGAACGGUAUCGGUUGGGGCGGUCUGCGCAGAAUGCUAGCAACGGGGUUCUCAGUGAGGUGACCGAAGACAACUUGAUAGACCUGGGGCCCGGUUCUCCAGCAGUAGUCAGCCCCAUGGUUGGGAACACAGCUCCUACCGCCACGCUUUCUUCCCAACUGGCUGGAAUCGAUUUGGGCGCAAACAGCGUCAGCGGGACGCUCAGCUCCCUCCCGCAGCCCAAUCCCCGCGACGACUUCGACAUGUUUGCACAGACGAGGGGUGGUGGCACCUUAGCGGAUCAGCGCAAGACGGUGACCUACGAAGACCCCAAGGCCGUCAAAGGACUGGCGUCUGCCCUGGAUGUCCGGAAACAGACUACGGCAGGGAGGAGAGGUAAAGGUGGGAGCUCAGACAUGGAGCCCAUAGACAAGUGGCUAAUGACCCAAGGAAUGAUUCCAGUCGCGCAAUCCUCUGUCAUGGAUGACAUUGAGGAGUGGCUCAGUACCGACGUGAAAGGCGACGAGCUGGAAGAAGGGGUGACGAGCGAAGAGUUCGACAAGUUUUUGGAGGAGCGGGCCAAGGCUGCCGAAAGAGUCCCCGACUUGCCCUCGCCGCCCCAGGAGGAGCCUGCGGUCCUCGCGACGAACCCCAACAAGAAGAAACCGGAACGUUCGGAAGACGCCCUUUUUGCUCUUUGAGGCUCCUUUGAAGGAUGCAGAGCUUGCUUUGCGACGUUCGGCUUCACAGCAAGCUCCCCGGUCUCCCAGGUGCCCAAAUAAGCUAACUUUUUGCACGAGACCGACGUCCCGGUUCGGCCUCGUCCCUCCUGUGGCUGCUUCCAAUCCCUUCUUCGCCUCCAGGUCUACAAAUAUUGGGGUUUUCCCUGGUCCUGUCUUUGGUUUCCUUUGAAAUGCAUGAGUGCUGUCGCCUCCUAGAUACUUGUCACUAGGUUCGGAGUGGAUUUUGGAGUUUUCCGUUCUGGCGUUUCUCGGGAGCCGAUCCGAAGCACACAAAUUUGCGCAUAGCGUUGAUCUUAUGAAAAAAAAAAGAUACCCUUCACACUACUAUUCCCCCCA
Anolis sagrei ordinatus is the source of this 2049-nucleotide messenger RNA. The record is from RefSeq and is a predicted model, not a curated record. NCBI's taxonomy places the organism in Eukaryota, Metazoa, Chordata, Lepidosauria, Squamata, Anolidae.